CACCGGGAUGUCAUGCGACAUGAAACGAGCGCACAGGGCACCGCCUACCACAUAGUUAGAUUUUUGUUGCCGCAACAUAACGUUGAGCACACGGCAGGAAAAACGGUCUGCCUGUGUGUGUGUUUGUCUGUCUCUGUGUGUAUGUGUGUGUGAGUGUGCAUCCAGCAGCCUGUCAUGGCGGGAGUGCCCCCGGUGCCUGGCUCAGGAGCAGCUGCCUGUGUGACCAAGGUGGAGCUGAGCGUGUCCUGUGAGAACCUGCUGGACAUGGACACCUUCUCCAAGUCUGACCCGCUGUGUGUGCUGCUCAUGCACAGCUCGGGCUCCAACUGGUGUGAGAUUGGCCGCACAGAGAAAAUCAAAAACUGCCUGAGCCCCAAGUUUUCUAAGACCUUCGUCAUUGACUACUACUUUGAAAUGGUGCAGAAGCUGAAGUUUGAACUCUAUGACAUUGACAGCGACAUGUGCAGCUUGAAAGAUGCUGACUUCCUGGGAGAACUGGAGUGUACCUUGGGACAGAUCGUGUCCUCGAGGAAAUUUACUCGCACUCUGCUCAUGAAGGACAAGAGACCUGCAGGAAGAGGCACCAUCACUAUCUGUGCUGAAGAAAGAACAGACAGCAGGGUGGUGACGUUUGAAGUUGCAGCUAGGAAACUGGAUAAAAAGGAUUUCUUUGGGAAGUCUGACCCUUUCCUGGAAUUCUACAAGCAGACAGAAACAGGAUGGCAGCUGGCCCACAGGACAGAGGUGGUGAAGCACAACCUGAACCCAACAUGGAGACCCUUCCGAAUCCCCAUGCAGACCCUCUGUGGAGGAGAUGUGGAGAAAUCUAUAAAGGUGGACUGUUAUGACUACAACAGCAGUGGAUCUCAUGACUUCAUAGGAUCCUUUCAGGCUACACUUGUCCAGCUUCAGCAGGCAACACAGGGCUAUGGGGCAGAGUUUGAAUGCAUCAACAGUAAAAAGAAACAGAAGAAGAAAGGCUACAAAAACUCUGGCAUCAUUAUUGUAAAAGACUGCAAGGUGGUGAAGGAGUAUACCUUCCUGGAUUACAUCAUGGGCGGCUGUCAGAUCAACUUUACUAUUGCUAUUGACUUCACAGGCUCCAACGGCGAUCCCAGGACACCACAGUCCCUCCACUACAUCAAUCCUCAGGGUUAUAACGAAUACCUGGCAGCUAUCUGGGCUGUGGGCAACGUCAUCCAGGACUAUGACAGUGACAAGAUGUUCCCUGCCUUUGGUUUUGGAGCCCAGAUUCCCCCUACAUGGCAUGUGUCCCAUGAGUUUCCCAUCAACUUCGAUCCAUCAAAUCCGUUUUGUGCAGGUAUAGAGGGUGUGGUCAGUGCCUACCAGCAGUGUCUGCCACAGGUGAAGCUUUAUGGUCCCACCAACUUCUCCCCCAUCAUUAACCAUGUAGCCUGUUUUGGUAGGCAGGCCAUCCAGCAGGAAACUGCCUCUCAAUACUUUGUCCUGCUCAUCAUCACUGACGGAGUGAUCACUGACAUGGAUGCGACACGAGACGCCAUCGUCAACGCCUCCCGUCUGCCCAUGUCCAUCAUCAUUGUUGGGGUCGGGGGAGCAGACUUUACCGCAAUGGAGUUCCUGGAUGGAGACGAUGGACUUCUGCGCUCAGCUACAGGCGUGGCCGCCAUGCGAGACAUUGUUCAGUUUGUGCCUUUCAGACAGUUCCAAAAUGCUUCUCAAGAAGCUCUGGCUCAGAAUGUGCUGGCCGAGGUGCCUGGUCAGGUGGCAGGCUUCUUCAACACCACAAAGCUGAGGCCACCUAACGCCAACACCGAUGUUGCGGACUGAGUGCCCCUCAGUGCUCGUAUCCUGAACACAAUGAAAAGGAACAAAAGAAACCAAGUCUAAACACAUGGACAAUCACCCCCUCUGGACUGUGGGAGGCAAUCCCACUGUUAGCUCUGGGAUUAGCCAUCCUUUUCACCAGACACUGUUAUCCUCAACCCAAGCCAACCAAGCAAAAUCACCAAGCAACUUCACAGAAAACAUCCCAUGCCCAUUCGCUGACAUGCUUCAUCUCAUCUGUCAAUCAGCUCUUCACAUUUUGGUGAUAAAGUAUCACACCCAAAAAUCUAUUCACUGCAGAAAGUCGGACUGUAAAUAGUCUCCCUAUUGAACUACAGAAUUUGAGCUAAUAUUAUGUUUAAUUCAAACAACUGCAUUUUCCCAUGACAAUGACCACCUAUGAUGGUACAAUAUAACAACUAAGAGACAUUAUUAGCAUGUGCAUGCCCCAGCAUUUAUUAACAAACAUUUAACUCCAUUAUUUCAUGUGAUAUUAUUGCCUUCAGUGCCAGUUUUGUGAAGAAUGGCAACAAUUUCCUCUUGCGUUACACUGCACUGCAUGAGAACUGAUUCAUGUUAACCACACAUUUGUCAACAGUAUCUUAAGACUGGAACAAGUGCAUUAGACUUCAAUAAUGUUUACAGAUAACCAACUACUUACAGUAGUGUACAGGUAAAUCCUUUUGAUGCCUUAUUUUGAUUUUAUAGAUUUUACUCGUAAACUUUUGUGCAUUCAGUUAUCCUUUCAUUGCUGUUUUGUACUUGUGCCAUAAAUCUUUAUUUUUUAACCAGAUUUAUAUACUUUAUUUGUGAUUUUAAUACUUCUUGGUGUUUACACAUCUGAUCAUUAAAUAACAUCUAAAGUUGCUAGUGAAUCUUUAGUAGCUCUAUACAUUAUCAGUGCAGAGCUUUGCAUGGUACAGCUACAUAAUUAUAUAGCCUAGAUUAUAACUUUAAUCUAGCUCUGGGUUAACAAAGAAAGUAGUGUUGCUUCCCAAAGGGAAUAAUAAUUGCCAAGAACUUUAGAGACUGUUGAGCACAUGGUCUAAUAUGUUUCACAGUAGUGUAUAACUGAUAUCAGUUGUUAAAAUUAGUUAUUUGUACAAAUAAAGUUUUUAUUGAUGUGCCAAAAUAUACUCAGUCUCUUCAAAUUUAAUCAUGUUAGAGUUUAAUAACAGUAAUUAAAGAAAUAAUGUUAAGAUUUUGAAAACGUCAGCCCAUUAAUGUAAAGGCCAGUUUCAACUUUGUCCUGGAUGAUUCUGGAGGAUAGACCAGACUUAAUCUAUACCUCUGUGGAAAGCCUUUAUGGGGUUGUUUUCUUUUUCUGUUUUGCUUCUGCCAUGUCUCUGUCCUUUUUUCCCUUGUGAAAUUAAAGACAUUUUUUUUAUUAUUAUUAUUUUAACAUGAAUCCACUCACAAAUAAACAGGUCAACUAAUUGA
Molecule: messenger RNA, 3246 nt
Organism: Myripristis murdjan (pinecone soldierfish)
Lineage: Eukaryota; Metazoa; Chordata; Actinopteri; Holocentriformes; Holocentridae
Product: copine-3-like
Exons: 16
Coding region: 175-1809 (544 amino acids)
Biological process (GO): cellular response to calcium ion; ERBB2 signaling pathway
Cellular component (GO): plasma membrane
Molecular function (GO): calcium-dependent phospholipid binding; receptor tyrosine kinase binding
Source: RefSeq, a predicted model, not a curated record